Leguminivora glycinivorella is the source of this 1091-nucleotide messenger RNA. RefSeq names its product odorant receptor 4-like. The record is from RefSeq and is a predicted model, not a curated record. The transcript has 10 exons. Gene Ontology annotation, molecular function: odorant binding; olfactory receptor activity. NCBI's taxonomy places the organism in Eukaryota, Metazoa, Arthropoda, Insecta, Lepidoptera, Tortricidae. The coding region runs from base 5 to 1078 and encodes 357 amino acids. Gene Ontology annotation, biological process: detection of chemical stimulus involved in sensory perception of smell; sensory perception of smell. Gene Ontology annotation, cellular component: plasma membrane.
UACGAUGACACGUUUGCUAUACCUUGGGCUGUUCAGAAGUGGGUUGGUCUGCGGCUUACGAAGACCGAUCCUCCUCAUGUCAGCAAUAUUUAAGUCAUACAAAAUGGUGGUCUACCGUCCAGUGUUCAACAACCUUGUAUGGGAGCUCAGGACCAUGUGGCCUCAGGGAACUGUCACCGAAGAAGAAGAUCGUGUCGUCAGCAGGACGCUAAGGAGUCUCAAUAUGGUCGUUAAAGGCUACUACUGGUGCAACGUCCUCCUAGUGAUAAUCUUCCUGUCCCCAUCCUUCGUGGCCCUGGGGUACAGAGCUGCAGGGCACGACACACCCCUCAUACUGCCUUACUGGUACUGGUACCCCUUCGAUCCUUACGAAGGUGGCCCGUGGUAUGCGUUCGCGUUGGCUUUUGAAGAUUUCCAUGGUUGCAGCGCCAUUGGGUUCAUGGUGAUGGGAGACCUGCUAUUCUGCAUCUUUCUGAGCCACAUCUCGAUCCAGUUCGAUAUGCUCACAAUCCGUAUACGGAAGCUCGUACCGAAGGUCGAACCUAAAAACCCCUUGAGUGCAUUUACCACUGAGCAAAUGCUCAAUGAAAACUGUGAUGCCCCGGAAACAGAGAAAAUUCAUUUGAAAGAGAUGGCCGCUAUCAUUAAAAGGCAUCAGGACUUGAUCAGACUUUCGGGUGACGUGGAGGAAAUGUUCAGCGGUGCGCUUCUCCUGAACUUCCUUAAUAGCUCCAUGAUCUUCUGCUUCUGCGGCUUUUGUUCGGUCAUUGUGGAGAAAUGGAACGAGUUUAGCUACAAGUCGUUCCUCGUUACAGCGCUCGCGCAGACCUACCUCUUGUGUAAGCACGGACAGAAACUUAUUGACUCUAGUACAGGAAUAACCGACGCGCUGUACGGUUGCCUCUGGUACAACGCUUCUAAGAGAGUCAAGAGUUCCGUCUUGAUUGCCAUGCACAGGUCCCAGAAAGAGGUCCAUGUCACGACCUACGGUUUCUCUGUAAUCAACAUGGCGUGCUACGCCAGGAUACUGAAGACGGCCUGGUCAUAUUUAUCGCUUCUUUUAAAUGUUUAUGAGUAAACUAUUACAGAAU